Nycticebus coucang (slow loris) is the source of this 3578-nucleotide messenger RNA. RefSeq names its product lysyl oxidase like 2 (gene LOXL2). Gene Ontology annotation, biological process: peptidyl-lysine oxidation. Gene Ontology annotation, molecular function: protein-lysine 6-oxidase activity; copper ion binding. Bases 301 to 2625 code for a protein of 774 amino acids. Gene Ontology annotation, cellular component: membrane. Lineage: Eukaryota; Metazoa; Chordata; Mammalia; Primates; Lorisidae. The transcript has 14 exons. The record is from RefSeq and is a predicted model, not a curated record.
CUGGGGAGGAGUUUGCCUUCCAACUCCCGUUAAAAGUAAGGGGAAAAGAGUAAACCGGUGACUCCAGAGCGCGGCUUCCCAAACUUGGGGCUCACUUUCUGGAACGAUCGGAGAACUCAGCUGCCCCUUCUCCGGCACGGGGCUGAGCAGUACAAGCGCGGAGGGCGGCCACGGUGGAGAACCAGGUCCCAGCCCAGACACUGCGGACCCCUGAUGCCAAGAAACUUCUGCUGCCUCCGCCCCGCCUGCCCUUCCUAACUGCCCGGGGGCCCUUCCGUGGGAUCCUGGGCUGAGACUGGGAUGGAGAAGCUCCAGGGGCCCUGCCUGUGCCUCUGUGUGGCUGUGCUGGCCCUGCUGCCCUCCCCGAGCCUGGCGCAGUAUGACAGCUGGCCCUACUACCCCGAGUACUUCCAGCAGCCGGCGCCCGAGUACCAGCAGCCUCGGGUGCCCGCCGACGUGGCCAAGGUCCAGCUGCGCCUGACCGGGCAGAAGAGGAAGCACAACGAGGGCCGCGUGGAGGUGUACUACAGCGGCCAGUGGGGCACCGUGUGCGACGACGACUUCUCCAUCCACGCCGCCCACGUCGUCUGCCGGGAGCUGGGCUAUGUGGAGGCCAAGUCCUGGACCUCCAGCUCCUCCUAUGGCAAGGGGGAAGGGCCCAUCUGGUUGGACAAUGUCUACUGCACUGGCAAAGAGGCGACCCUUGCAGCCUGCUCCUCCAACGGCUGGGGCGUCACUGACUGCAAGCACACGGAAGACGUUGGCGUGGUGUGCAGUGAAAAGAGGAUCCCUGGGUUCAAAUUUGACAAUUCGUUGGUCAACCAGAUAGAGAACCUGAACAUCCAGGUGGAGGACAUCCGCAUCCGGGCCGUCCUCUCGGCCUACCGCAAGCGCACACCGGUGAUGGAGGGCUACGUGGAGGUGAAGGACGGCAAGCACUGGAAACAGAUCUGCGACAAGCACUGGACGGCCAAGAACUCCCGUGUGGUCUGCGGCAUGUUCGGCUUCCCGGGGGAGAAGGCAUACAACGCCAAAGUGUACAAGAUCUUUGCCUCUCGGAAGAAGCAACGUUACUGGCCCUACUCCAUGGACUGCACAGGCACAGAGGCCCACAUCUCCAGCUGCAAGCUGGGCCCUCUGGUGUCACUGGACCCCAUGAAGAAUGUCACCUGUGAGAAUGGGCUGCCGGCCGUGGUGAGUUGUGUGCCUGGCCAGGUCUUCAGCCCAGAUGGACCGUCACGUUUCCGGAAAGCCUACAAGCCAGAGCAACCCCUGGUGCGAUUGAGAGGCGGCGCCAACAUCGGGGAGGGCCGCGUGGAGGUGCUCAAGAAUGGAGAAUGGGGGACCGUCUGCGAUGACAAGUGGGACCUGCUGUCAGCCAGUGUGGUCUGCAGAGAACUGGGCUUUGGCAGUGCCAAAGAAGCGGUCACUGGCUCCCGGCUGGGGCAAGGGAUAGGACCCAUCCACCUGAACGAGAUUGAGUGCACAGGGGACGAGAAGUCCCUCAUAGACUGCAAGUUCAAUGCCGAGUCUCAGGGCUGCAACCACGAGGAAGAUGCUGCUGUGAGGUGUAACAUCCCUGCCAUGGGCUUUCAGAAGAAGCUGCGCCUGAAUGGAGGCCGCAAUCCCUAUGAGGGCAGGGUAGAGGUGCUGGUGGAGAGGAACGGGUCUCUCGUCUGGGGGACGGUGUGCGGUGAGAACUGGGGCAUCGUGGAGGCCAUGGUGGUCUGCCGGCAGUUGGGCCUGGGGUUCGCCAGCAACGCCUUCCAGGAGACCUGGUAUUGGCACGGAGACAUCUUCGCCAACAAAGUGGUCAUGAGUGGAGUGAAGUGCUCGGGCACGGAGCUGUCCCUGGCACACUGCCGCCACGACGGGGAGGACGUGGCCUGCCCCCAGGGCGGGGUGCAGUACGGGGCAGGAGUCGCCUGCUCAGAAACCGCCCCUGACCUGGUCCUCAAUGCUGAGACCGUGCAGCAGACCACCUACCUGGAGGACCGGCCCAUGUUCAUGCUGCAGUGCGCCAUGGAGGAGAACUGUCUCUCGGCCUCGGCCGUGAGCACCGACCGCACCACGGGCUACCGCCGCCUCCUGCGCUUCUCCUCCCAGAUCCACAACAAUGGCCAGUCUGACUUCCGGCCCAAGAACGGCCGCCAUGCAUGGAUCUGGCACGACUGCCACAGGCACUACCACAGCAUGGAAGUGUUCACCCACUAUGACCUGCUGAACCUCAAUGGUACCAAGGUGGCAGAAGGCCACAAGGCCAGCUUCUGCUUGGAGGACACGGAAUGUGAAGGAGACAUCCAGAAGAGCUAUGAGUGUGCCAACUUUGGCGAGCAGGGUAUCACCAUGGGCUGCUGGGACAUGUACCGCCAUGACAUCGACUGCCAGUGGAUCGACAUUACUGAUGUACCCCCUGGAGAAUACCUGUUCCAAGUUGUCAUUAACCCCAACUACGAGGUUGCGGAAUCUGAUUACUCCAAUAAUAUCAUGAAGUGCAGGAGCCGCUACGAUGGCCACCGCAUCUGGAUGUACAACUGCCACAUAGGUGGUUCCCUCAGUGAAGAAACAGAAAAAAAGUUUGAGCAAUUCAGUGGACUCCUAAAUAACCAGCUCUCCCCGCGGUAAAGAAGGCUCUGUGCGCCGGGGCACGGUAGCUUACACCUGGAACCCCAGCACUUUGGGAGGUUGAGGCUGGAGGAUUGCUUGAGGCCAGCAGUUCAAGACCAGCCUGAGCAUCAGCGAGAUCCUGUCUCUACAAAAAAGAAAAAAAAAAUAGUUUUUUAAUUAGUUGGGCGUUAUGGUGCCUGUGGUCCCAGCUGCUUGGGAGGCUGAGGCAGGAGGAUUGCUUUAGCCCAGAGCAAGACCUUGUCUCAAAAAAAAAAAAAAACAGAAACCAAACAAACAAACAAAAAAAAAAAAACAACAGAAAAAGCAGCCUCUGUGGUCACCUGUCUUUGGGCUACACAUCUAACCUGGGACUUCCCGCAACUAAGUCUGACCUAGUGCCCCACCUGGACCCCCACAACGGCUAUGUCCAAGCUCAGGAAGAAGGGGACCUUCUCAUGGUUUGCUGGUUGCUACCUGCCCUUUAAGCCCUGGGAAGGCCUCUGGGGUCCAUGGCUAUCCACAGGCUGUGGGAGCAGCACCAAGAGCCAGCCUUGUCUAAGACCCCAGGCCCACCCACAGGUCAUCAUCAGCCUGUCCCAUCCAAGCCACUGACCUCACCACGAGUAACAUGAGCCUGUCCUCAGUUUACAUGUGGGAAGACGUGAGCUUAUCAACAUAUAUAAAAGAUGCUGCCAUGCUUUCAGAUUAAACGAGCUCAGAGUUGGUGCUUUUCUCUCCAUCCCCUCCUAUUUUUUUUCAAGGUAUUAUAUUUUCACAGACCUGGAAAUACAGCUCAGAAGAAAAACCAGUCCACCUGUGUAAGUGACUCAUGUUUCUACUAUUCCAAUUCUGUUGGUUAAUAAUUCACCGGUGCUAUAUCCAGGGUGCUGAGUGACAGGGACGCUCACCAAACAUGUGUCAUCAGAGACACUUACACAUACUUGAAUUUGGAAUAAAAGAUGUAUGAUAUG